Messenger RNA from Rhodotorula toruloides NP11, 1560 nucleotides. RefSeq names its product TRAUB family protein. The transcript is spliced from 9 exons. NCBI's taxonomy places the organism in Eukaryota, Fungi, Basidiomycota, Microbotryomycetes, Sporidiobolales, Sporidiobolaceae. Gene Ontology annotation, biological process: maturation of SSU-rRNA from tricistronic rRNA transcript (SSU-rRNA, 5.8S rRNA, LSU-rRNA). The coding region runs from base 1 to 1560 and encodes 519 amino acids. Gene Ontology annotation, cellular component: nucleus; nucleolus. The record is from RefSeq and is a predicted model, not a curated record.
AUGGCCAAACGCCUCACUCUCGCCGAACAACUCGCCCAGAUCUCGCAGCCGGCACCACAGGACUACGACCCAGAGGAGGCGUACGCAACCUAUGCGGACAACCGGACUUCAGCGGAUGCAGCGGACGCGGCGAGGGCAGAGUUUGUCGACGUUGGCGUGAGCAAGUUGCGCAAGAAGGGCGAAGCGGUCCUCGACCCAAAAUACGAGGGAAAGAAGGGCAGUCGUGCUGCUCUGUAUGCCGACACGGACGACGAGGACGAAGGAGAAGAGGAGGACCACGGCAUGAACGGCUUCGACGAGGAAGAAGACGAGGAUGAGGACGAGAUGGGCGACUUUGAGGAUCUCGAGGCGAAUGGAGCGGGCAGCGAUGACGAGUCGAUCGACUCUGACGGUUUCGAUGGCGAAGGGGGUGAUGAGGACGCGGAGACGGAGGACGAGGCGCCAGCACGACCGGCGCGCAAGGUCGAGUCCCGGACGAAGCAGCAGGACGAGCGGUCGAUGGUCUCGCAGCUGAAGCAGGCGGCGACAGCGGACGUCGAGAAGGGUCGGGACGUCAAGAAGCAGCUCGCCUUCUGCGACUCGCUUCUCGAGUCCCGCAUCAAGCUGCAAAAGGCGGUCGGUGCCGCCAACCUCCUUCCCCAACCUGCUCAAGCGAAGCAGUUCUUUGACUCGCUCGGCGAAGAGGUUGGCGAUGUGUUGGACGAGGUCAAGGAGUUGAGCGAGGAGCUCUUCCAGCUGCGACAGACUCUCCUUGCGACGAACGAGAAGAUCGAGCUGCCGAGCGACUUUGGCGCGUCGCGCAAGCGCAAACGCACGUCUGACUUUGACGCCGACUUCCUCGACUUGACGCUCGCCGAUCUCAAGACGCUGGAGGACACCUUCGACCCCUUCCUCCGCUCAACCGUCACCAAGUGGUCCGACAAGGUUCUCGCCGCCUCGGGUCUCGCCUUGAAGGGCGUCGACAAGAAGUUCAAAGCGGUCAACCAGAACGCGAUGGCGCAGAUCGACCACGCGAUGAGCGGCGCGGGCGAGCGGGAGCGAUUGAUUCGGCGGACGAGGAUUAGGAGGGGCGAGGGGAAGGUUGUGGGUGCGCCGGACCAGAAACUCGAGGAGAAGGAGCUGGAGGGAGAGAAGAAGGCUAAGAAGGAGGUGGAUGCGGAGUGCUUCGACGACUCGGACUUUUACCAGCAGUUACUGCGCGAUGUCGUCGAGUCGCGCAUGCUUGACCUUGACGACGCGACGAUGAACCAGCUGCGACAAGCGACUGCGCUCGCGCGGGGGAAGAAGGUCAAGAAGGUGGUCGACACUCGCGCUUCCAAGGGUCGCAAGAUCCGUUACCACGUCCACGAGAAGAUCCAGAACUUCAUGAUUCCCAUCGAAGCAGCUUCCUGGCACGACGAGCAAACCGACGAGCUUUUCGCCGGCCUCCUCGGACGCUCAUUCCCUCAAGCAGCGAACGGCGAGCAUGCACCGGAGACUGCACUCGACCCUGCGCUCGACGACGUCCCGAACCAGCAGCCUGGCGAGAUCGAGGUUGGGAACCUGCGGUUGUUUGGGUAG